AAACAGGCUGCGGGCGUCGAGACGAGGAGGAAGAUCAAGAAGAAGCAGAGGGGGGAGACGAACAACAAGGAUCCGCCCUGCUGCAUUUGCGGCUGUGCCGAAAUGCACCUCAACCUGCUCCCGCCGUCAUGGUCAUCAUCAUCGUCAUCGAAGACGACGGCCGUCCUGGAGCCACUUGAACCCGGGUUCUUACACUAUUCCUACUAUGAUCCGUCCUGGGACACGGAGAUCCCUCCUGAGCUGCAGCUGCCACCAAUCGCCGGGUAUCUCGAGAGGCCUGAUGAAGAGAGUGGAGUGAUAAUGGAAGACGAUGACGGCGGCGAGGAAGAUGGUGGUGUUGGUUACCAUGAGAUUGAUAGCCUUGCAGAGAGGUUCAUCGCGAGGUGUCAUGAGAGGUUCAUGCUGGAGAAGCAGGAGUCAUACCGGAGGUACCAGGAGAUGCUGGCCAGAACGAUGCAGUUGACUGAAAUGACAUAAAUGCAUAUGUGGUAUUUUUUUAUCAGUUGACCGCGGUAUCUUAGAACAUUUUUCUUCUAAAGUGGUUGAAUAUAACAUGUAAGAUGCAAUUCGGUAAUUCUUCAUCGAUUGUUUAUCUCCAGUAACGAAGGUUGCUGAUUUAUAGCA
Messenger RNA from Sorghum bicolor (sorghum), 624 nucleotides. RefSeq lists its product as uncharacterized. The record is from RefSeq and is a predicted model, not a curated record. Lineage: Eukaryota; Viridiplantae; Streptophyta; Magnoliopsida; Poales; Poaceae. The coding region runs from base 103 to 477 and encodes 124 amino acids. The transcript has a single exon.